Anisakis simplex (herring worm) is the source of this 261-nucleotide messenger RNA. The record is from the annotation of a GenBank genome assembly. NCBI's taxonomy places the organism in Eukaryota, Metazoa, Nematoda, Chromadorea, Rhabditida, Anisakidae.
AUGGGUAUAACACGCGAGAUGCUGCGUCAAAUACCGCAUCAAGCUGCCAGUCGCAUGCAGAAAUUGUUUUGUUGCAAACGCGGAACACCAUCGUCGGACACGUUGCAUGUAGCAGCCGAUGAGAGCGCACCGAAUCGAAGUUUAAAUACGACGAUUAACGAUGAUGCGAAUAGAAACAGUAAUAUUGCGAUCACAGACCAAGGUCCGGUGCGUGCACGGGCUCAAGAUCAGAACCAAAGUCCACGCACUGUAAACGCUUAA